Molecule: messenger RNA, 2875 nt
Organism: Xyrauchen texanus (razorback sucker)
Lineage: Eukaryota; Metazoa; Chordata; Actinopteri; Cypriniformes; Catostomidae
Product: POU domain, class 4, transcription factor 2
Exons: 2
Coding region: 522-1667 (381 amino acids)
Biological process (GO): regulation of transcription by RNA polymerase II
Molecular function (GO): RNA polymerase II cis-regulatory region sequence-specific DNA binding; DNA-binding transcription factor activity, RNA polymerase II-specific
Source: RefSeq, a predicted model, not a curated record
AACAAUCGGGAUUCUUAGGUUAAAAAGCGACAUUAUUUUUUACAACGUUAUUUUUAAGAGUUGCGCGAAGGGAAGAGAGAAUAAACUUUUUUUUUCCUCCACAAAGACAAACUCACCAAAGACAUCAACACCUGCCGCUGUAGCAAAUACAACAUAUCUUGUAAGGACGGAGGAAAGGGCGAUUGAAAAUUCGGUGGAGCGUUUUGGUAAGAGUUGACUAAGGAGUUUACCGACAGCGCGCGCUCAAUGCGUAAGUCUGCAUGGCUUUUACUGGCGCUCGCGACACAUCUCAAGCCACGGUGCGACGGAGCGACCAAGACAGCGUUCUCUCAGACCAUUAGGUAGUAAUUGAUGUGCUGUCUAGAGACUCGGUGCAUCAUCCUCUUCACGUUACACGUUGCAACGACACUUGUAUCAGCCAUCGACUUGAGACUUCCGCGCAGCGACUGGGCUUGAACUCCAGUCGAAGAAGGCGGAGUCUUAACUUAUUAAAAGGAACUCGCCGAGGCUCGGUCGCAAAUAUGAUGAUGAUGUCUCUGAACAGCAAGCAGGCGUUCGCCAUGCCCCACACCAGUCUGCCCGAGCCCAAAUACUCCAGUUUGCAUUCGUCUUCCUCUUCCACUUUGACUUCCAACGCGCCCUCGUCCUCCUGCUCUUCGUCCCGACACAGCAACAACACGAUCAGCAGCAGCUCGGAGGCGAUGCGGCGAGCAUGUCUCCCAACCCCACCGAGCAAUAUAUUCGGGGGUUUGGAUGAGAGUUUGUUGGCCCGCGCGGAAGCUCUGGCGGCGGUGGAUAUAGUCUCGCAGACCAAAAGCCAUCAUCACCCACCUCACCACAGCCCCUUCAAGCCGGACAUAACCUACCACACCAUGAACACGCUUCCUUGCACCUCCUCGUCCUCGUCGUCGUCCGUGCCCAUCUCGCACCCGUCGGCUCUUGGAGGCCACCACCACCAUCACCAUCACCACCACCACCACCAGCCGCACCAGGCACUUGAGGGGGACCUGCUGGAUCACAUCACCCCUGGACUGACACUAGCUGGGGCCAUGGCAGGGCCAGACGGCUCGGUGGUCUCCACGCCUGCGCACCCUGCUCACAUGGCAGGCAUGAACCACAUGCACCAAGCUGCCAUCAAUAUGGCUCACGCCCAUGGGCUGCAAUCCCACAUGGGCUGCAUGAGCGACGUGGAUGCAGAUCCUAGGGACUUGGAAGCAUUUGCUGAGCGCUUUAAACAGCGUCGGAUCAAACUUGGUGUGACCCAAGCGGAUGUAGGGUCAGCCCUGGCCAACCUGAAGAUCCCAGGCGUUGGCUCUUUGAGCCAGAGUACCAUCUGCCGAUUUGAAUCUCUCACGUUGUCUCACAACAACAUGAUCGCCCUGAAGCCCAUCCUGCAAGCCUGGCUCGAGGAGGCUGAGAAGUCACACCGGGAGAAACUGAAUAAACCCGAGCUCUUCAACGGGGCCGAGAAGAAGAGGAAGCGAACCUCCAUCGCGGCCCCCGAGAAAAGGUCCCUCGAAGCUUAUUUUGCCAUUCAGCCGCGUCCGUCAUCAGAGAAAAUCGCAGCAAUCGCAGAGAAGCUGGACCUCAAAAAGAACGUAGUGCGGGUUUGGUUUUGCAACCAGAGGCAAAAACAAAAACGCAUGAAAUACUCGGCGUGCGUCUAGAAAAUCGAUCUGAAGACCAACACGUGUCGAGAGACUCCUAAAACUCUUUAAAGACGAUUUGUAAAAUAUUUCUUAUCUCACACCUUUUUCAAUCAUCAGUAACGUGUUCAUUGAGCCAGACUUUCAUGACAUUCAAAAGAGACUAAAAACAAAAACAAAUCACUGUCACGAAUUACUCAAAUGGGAUGUGGAAUGAUUUAAAGGAUCGUUUGACUGAUCAAGUAAGACCAUUCGUUUUUCCUCACUUAUUAAAGCACACUUUCUAUAUCAGAGGAUCAUGAAGUUACACACAUCACCUGUUAUUACAAACCCUGAGAGAAAAAAAAUUGACAGUGUUUGUCAGUGUUUUUAUUUGACGUUUUUCUUUCUUAGCAUAUCACGUUAAUUCAGGGUCCAUUAGAGGAAAAGAGGAUAUAACGAAGUCUAACUAUUCAAGCAUCUCCUUGUAAAUUAUUGAUUUAGCUGUUACAUACAUCAUUUUGUGUUUCGUCUUGUUGAUUUUAAUAAUAAUUAACCUAGCCUAAAAAUGUAGGCAUUGGAUGACCAGAAUAUAUCCAUGUUUUUCUUAUGAAGGUAUAUGGAUUUGGGACGUACAUUUAAUAUUACUUACCUCUAGUUAUUAAAAUAGAACACAUUGGAAAUACUACUGAACAUGAGGAGAGGUUAAAUUGAUUUUUUAGUGAUGGGAUUUGUUCAGCCAAAUAUCUGUUGCAAUACGCCUGCACUCUAACGUGGCUGUGUUUCUUAUGAACUAUUUAUGAAGUGAGGUAAUGUUUACUUCAUUACAUAUUUAUUGGGAUUCCCUCCACGUUUUUACUUGAAAAAAUCAUAUUGAGACAACAAGAAAAACGUGUCCCUCUGCAAAUGGGGAAGACUGCUUGAAAUAAGCCAUUUUUCCCUCCUUUCGUUCCUCUAACGUUCGAGAUGGCACAAUCGAGAGAUAUAUGAGAACAUUUUGUUUGGAAUUAUUUUCAUGUAUGUUAUCUGGUUAUUUAUUUGUAUAAAUAUACGCGUAUAAUUAUGGAGUCGUUGCUUGUUAAAUUCACCAUGUUUUGAAAUGUUUUCUUAAAGAAAAAGAUCAGUUCCUUUGAAACAUACACGUAAUAUGUAAAUAAUUCAGUUGGACAUACAUAAGAUAUUCGUACAGGUAUUUGCUGUGUUGCUGUUUUAGCUGCGGUAACUGUAUUGUCUGUUGCUUUAGGUUUAAU